AGAAAAUCCAGAAAGAACCUUUGACUUGGUAUUGAAAGUGAAAUGUCAUGUCUCUGAAAAGGAAGAUCCUGUGGUAUUGUGGAAAUUCCCCGAGGACUUUGGAGACCAGGAAGUACUACAGAGCGUGCCAAAGUUCUGUUUCCCCUUUGACGUUGAAAGGGUGUCUCAAAAUCAAGUUGGACAGCACUUUACCUUUGUACUGACUGACAUUGAAAGUAAACAGAGAUUUGGAUUCUGCAGACUCACAUCAGGAGGCAAAAUUUGUUUAUGCAUCCUUAGUUACCUGCCAUGGUUUGAAGUGUACUACAAGCUUCUCAAUACUUUGGCAGAUUACUUGGCUAAGGAAUUGGAAAAUGAUUUGAAUGAAACUCUCAAAUCACUCUAUAACCACCCAGUACCAAAAGCAAACACUUCUGUCAAUCUGAGUAUGAAUCAAGAGAUAUUUAUUGCCAGUGAGCAAAUUCUGAAAGAUCAGCUCUCACUAAUACCGCAUUCCUACUUCAUUGCCCCUGAUAUGACUGGACUCCCAACAAUACCUGAGAGUAGAAAUCUCACAGAAUAUUUUGUUGCCGUGGAUGUGAACAAUAUGCUGCAACUGUACGCCAGUAUGCUGCACGAGAGGCGCAUCAUUAUUACCUCUAGCAAAUUAAGCACUUUAACUGCCUGUCUCCAUGGAUCGGCUGCUCUGCUCUACCCCAUGUACUGGCAGCACAUAUACAUCCCAGUGCUUCCUCCGCACCUGCUGGACUAUUGCUGUGCCCCAAUGCCAUACCUGAUUGGAAUACACUCCAGCCUCUUAGAGAGAGUGAAGAAUAAGUCGCUGGAAGAUGUGGUUAUGUUAAAUGUUGAUACAAACACUUUAGAAUCACCGUUCAAUGACUUGAGCAGCCUACCAAUUGACGUGGUCUCGGCCUUGAAAAAUAAACUGAGGAAGCAGUCUACAGCUACGGGUGAUGGAGUGGCUAGGGCCUUUCUUAGGGCACAAGCUGCUUUGUUUGGAUCCUACAGAGAUGCCCUGAGAUACAAACCUGGUGAACCCAUUUCUUUUUGUGAGGAGAGUUUUGUAAAGCACCGCUCAAGUGUGAUGAAACAGUUCUUGCAAUCAGCAGUUAACCUUCAACUUUUUAAGCAGUUUAUUGAUGGUCGACUAGCAAAACUAAAUGCUGGAAGGGGUUUUUCUGAUAUAUUUGAAGAAGAGAUCACAUCAGGUGGCUUUUGUGGAGGGAAUCCAAGGUCAUAUCAACAGUGGAUGCAUACAGUUAAGAAAGGAGGUGCACUAUUCAACACAGCAGUGACCAAAGCAACUCCUGCUGUUCGGACAGCAUAUAAAUUUGCAAAAAAUCAUGCAAAGCUGGGAUUAAAGGAGGUGAAGAGUAAGCUAAAACACAAGGAAAGUGAAGAUUACGGGGCCUGUUCUGGUGCGGUACAGUGUGCACCAGCUUACACAUCACACAGUGAAAAGCGUAAACUUUCCCGGGCCCGCUCAAAAAAGUCUCUCCAGAGCCUGGAUGGUGCCCUGGAUGACGAUGAUGACGACAUUGAAAGAGCAAGCAAGUUAUCUUCUGAAGAUGGCGAAGAAGCUUCUGCUUAUUUUUAUGAAAGUGAUGAUUCUGUUGAGACAAGAAUGAAGACUCCUUAUUCAGGCGAAAUGGACUUAUUAGGAGAGAUCCUCGAUACACUGAGCACACACAGCUCAGAUCAAGGAAAACUGGCAGCUGCGAAGAGCUUGGAUUUCUUUAGAUCAAUGGAUGACAUUGACUACAAACCUACGAAUAAAUCCAAUGCUCCUAGUGAGAAUAACCUGGCCCUCUUCUCUGGUGGCUCUGGGGAUCAAGCAGAGUGGAAUCUUGGGCAGGAUGAUAGUGCCCUCCAUGGCAAACACCUCCCUCCGUCUCCCAAGAAGCAGGUUUCCUCUAGUGCUUUGACAGAGUCUCUGUUUAUCUUGAAAGAGGAAAACAGUGAUAAACACCUCAGUGCUGACAAUGUAUGUGGCCCUAAUGUGGUGGAAAACCCAGCUUCUGCUUCAGGGUUGGAUUUCCAGCGAGCUCCCCCUAAAGUUUCCCACACUGAUAAAGGAGAAACAGAAAAGAAGGAAACACUAAGCCAGAUUUCAGAUGAUCUGUUUACGCCCAGCCUUGGGAGAUACCCAUCUACUUCUGUUCCUUGGGAGAAAGAAGGGAAAGAAGUCAGUGAGAAUUCAGCAGAUCUUGGACUGCUCCAUGAAGUAGUGUCAUUGUAUCACGUGUCAUCUGACUCCAGGCAAGACUCAAGCAUUUCAAAAGGCAGUGUAAGUGGAAACUGAGCUCAAGUCUCCCGUGAAGGAUCUAUCACUUGCGUCUAAACUUCCAGGAAGCAUUUGGAGACUCCCUGUAAUCUGUAUAGUGAAUAGAACUAUUUGUAAGGAUGGAAACUCUUUUCUGCUAUUUAUUUUGGAGGAAACAUUUCCCUCUCUAGUGCAUCUCAUGAAUAUGUUAUCCAUUGAUUUUUAAAUGUAAAGUGAAGUCUACUGUGCUAUGAAAUCAGGUACUAGUUUGUAUGCAUGUUCAAAGGAUAUGUUGUUGAACAUAUAAUUUCCCAGUAAUUGGUGCUUAAUGCCAUUCAUUUUGUGUAAAGUAAAUAAGCAUAUAUAAUCCUACACGUAACCAGUAGCUACUGUGUUAAUCUGGUUGAGCAUGAACUGAUCGAGAUAUCACAGUUUAUCAAAACUAGCCUGAAACUGAUAAAACUCUUAAUCCACUAAUUGCCUUAAUCUUACAGCUCUAUCAACCAUACUUAAAUAACUUUUAAAAUUACGUAUAGAGUUGGAAAGAGAAGUUAUUUUGUUUUGCAGAGCAAUAAUGCCUUUUUCUACUCAUCAAAUUAAGAUCCAAUUUAAUUUUUUUCAAGGUCUGUAGCUCUCUUGUGGAAAUAUUUGCUUUUAUAAGGAUACUGUAGCCAUGUUUCUCACAGUGUAAAAAGGUAUAAAUGUACCUUUCACUCAGUGACAUAUAUGAAGUGCUUAGUUGUAGUGGGAACUUAAUGACUUGUGUUUACAAAGGAGACACUUAAAAAUGUUUGUAGUCUCUCUCUAUGCCUUUGCUAUCUGCAGUCCCCCUCAAGAAAGCCAGAUGUAACACAAGCUGUCCUGGCAAAAAAUGUUCUUUUUUCCUUAAUUAAUAUUUUUCUGUCAAAAAUGCUUCAUGUUUUUACCUCAGUUACAUUUUACAAUAAUUGACUGUAUUUUAGAAGUUUUAGAUUUAUGGAAAAAUUGCAGAAUUAAUAGAGAGCUCCAUACAUCCUUGCACCCAAGUUCUCUGGUAAUAUCUUAAAUUAACAUGGUACAUUUACCACAAUUAAUGAGCCGGUAUGACUUUUUUCCAUGGCUUUAUCCCACCAGUAGUAUCUGUUUUCUGUUCCAGGAUACCACAUUACAUAUAGUUGUCAUGUCGCCUUAGUUUCCUCUUGGUUGUAGCAGUUUAUUAGACUUUACUGACCUUGACAGUUUUGAGGACUAUUGGAAAGAUAAAUCACACUGUGCCCUUCUCUUAGUGUUUGUCUAAUAUAUUGCUUACAAAUUAGAUUUCUCACAAAUGGGCUUUGGGAAGAAGAGUACAGCAGUGAACUGCUGUUUUCAUCACAUGCUAUCAAGGGUGUGUUCUGCCCACUUGUUUAUGAAUGUUAACAUUGACUUUGACGGCCUGGCAGAGGUAAUGGUUGUCAGGUUUCUUUACUGGAAACUUAGCACCACCCCCCUUUUCAUACCGUGGUCUUUGGAAUGGAGUCACUAUGAGCAGCCCACACAUUUCCUCUAACGCAGAGGAGUAUCAAAUCAAUUACUUGGCAUUAUUUAUGGAAGAUGUAUCCCCCUCAAAGUUACUGAUAAGCUUUGGAGUUCAUCUGAGAAGGAAUCAUAUACAGUUUCUUCAUGAUAGGCUAGACUGCCAGGAAUAGUCAGGAAAAAAUCUCAGUGAUGUUAUGGAUAAUUUUUAUUUCUAUGUUCAUUCAAAUAUUCUGUACAUCAUAAUCUUGAUUUUUUUAAAAAAUAUCUCUUUUUUAGGAAAAGCGUUCAAGAAACCAUUCAAGAAUCCCAGUAAGAUUGUACUGUAAAAGUGUUUACUGAUGGAAUAUAAUUUCCUUUAAAAUCUUAGAAGGAGAUUUGUCAAAAAUAUUGCUUACAAUAUUUAUUUAGGUCAUUUUUAAAGAAAAUGACCAAAUAUUUUUAAAUCUACAUUCCAUAAUCUAAAUGAAUAUAUUGUAUUUGGGAUAGUUAUUCACUUACAGGAAGAUAAGUCUAGUUUUAUCCUAGGGUAGAUUCUAUAAUCCUUUUUUAAAACACAAAAGUAAGAUUCAAAUUCUUGUCAAACUUUGCUUUUUUGCUCAUUACAAAUUUGAAUAUACAUCAGUGAAAUACAUAAUAAAAAGGUCCUUGUAUGAGUUUUUUAAGUAACAAAGAGAAAAGGUUACCCUAGUGGUCAAUCUGAUUGACAAAUAUUCCUUCUUAAUUUGUGAAAAAAAUUCAAAAUAACAUUUACUAUCAAUUUUGAAAUGAAGCAAGUUUCUUUUCUCUCUUUUCACAACUCAUAGUCUCAAGAAUGAGAUAAUCAGGAGUGUAGCAUGGACAAGGUUUGGGUUUCAGUCCAUUUACUUAACAAACAUUGUGGCUGUGGAUUUCCUAUCUUCAGCCAUCUCACAAGAUGUUUGGCUAUCACAUUAUGCUGUUUAGAGGAUAUUAAGCCAUUCACAGAUGAUGAAAUUGUCUUAAGGGAUUUUAAAGUGAUUUGUGCCUUAUUUUAAACGUACAAAAUUACCUAUUUUACUCUGUCAAAAACAAAAAAAAAGGAAAAACAAAACUCUACCUGUUAUUCUUAAAAACAGUCCAGAAAAAUAGUAGCAAUUAUUAGUAUUUCAAACCAUGUUACCUUGACUUCCCAGUGUUAUGGUGGAUACUGAGAAUGAAGUGAAAUUAGGGUGAGUUCUUAAAUAAGGAAACAAAAGUGUUGUUUUCUACUGUGCUCAUAUUUUCUAUUAUAACCUAACCAGUCUUUUUCGGUCUCACUGUUGUUUGUUAUUUUUCAAAGGAGCAAUACCUGGUCUAUGACAGAAUUAUAUAAAUUAAGGCUUGCUACAUACAUACUCUUUCAUAUAACCUCUGAAUUAGGUCAUGAUUUUUCUGAAUCCUACCCCAGCUAUUGUCCUUCUGCCCAUAAAUAUUGUUCCUAUGAUAUUUCAAGGGGACACAGAAGUAUUAUGUCCGUCUAGGAGCUGUUAUUUUGUUGAGUGAAAGUGUUGCUAAGUUGUAUAUGUUGAUGUUUACCUACUUUGGCAUACCUUUGAAAGGCACCAAAAUAUAGUAUGAUUAUCAUGCCAAUGGCAAAUGUCUUCAUUUACAAAAUAUUUAUGGACUUUUUGCACAAGUCAUGUGCAAGGUAUGAUAACUGAAGGUGUGGGGAAAUAAAAUAACUGGCAUGAUCCAUGCUCUGAAGAAAUCAAUUAAAAGGAAUUGUAAAUGUUUUGAAAUGAUGAUAGUGGUGUGAUAAUAAUAAUGUACUCUGCUUACAGGUUACUACCCCAAGAUUCUGUCGCCAAAAAAGUUGUUUUGCUGUUUAAUCAAAAGCAUGUUCUAAAUACAAUACCGUUUCUAAUUUCAUUAACUUUCUUAGUUAUUAUGUUAAUUAUAAUAAUGCUGCUAAAACAUUCACUUUUAAAGGACAGAGUUAGAGAUGUUUUCCGAAGCUCAGUGUCCUUGUUUACCUGAUUCUCCUUCAGCUGAGCAGGCACCUGUAGGGAAAGAUGUUCCUUUUCAAAACUUAGGGCCACCCUGCUCAGUUUAGUAAUAACUGGUACAGAAUCCCAUCUUUUCUUGUUUAAGAUCAUGCUAAUAAGGUUCUCCAGAACCAGUCCCUCCCUUUUAAAUUGAAACUGUAUGUGACAAUGCUGUAAUUGGGAUUUUAUCCUAAUAUCUUAGUAGUAGGAUUCAGGAAUGCUAAUGAAUUAGUUGUUUAGUAAUAGUGAAGAAGUAGACUUCUGAUCAAGAAAAGAAAACUGUGAAUAUUCUUAUCCAUUGACCUUCAUUCUCUAUUUGAAUUUUCAGGAGAAGAUUAAUUACUUUCAUGAAUAACUUUUCCAGUAAGAAUUCUAUUUGAUUCUGAAUGAGAAAAUAUUUGUAAAUCAGAAUAUAAACUUAGGAAUGUAAAAUGAAUCCCAAAAUUUAGUUUUCCUCAAAACACUUCUUAGUAUAGGAAAUAGUUUCUAGAAAUCGUACGUCAUUAUUAACACCUUUGCUACAUCAAGCCUAGUGAUAUUGUUAAUGUACGUUUCUUAAAGCUUCUUUAAGAGGCACAAUGGUUCUGAGCAAAUCAAUGAACUUUUGAUUUGGUCAAUAAAUAGGAAAUUAUGUAAAUUUAGACAAAAAAUUUAUUUGAAAAAUAAUAGUAUUUUGUGCAAUAUUUUUUUCUUGCAUAGUUUAGUUCAUGUAGAUAUACACAUCUGCCUUUCAAGCAGAUGCCUUAAGGUCAUGUUUUUCAGUAUUUGUGUAAAACUGUAUGUAGCAAUGUUCUGUGUGAUUUUAGAAAAGAACAGUCUUUAUAUUGUUGGAAGGAAAAAUGUUAUUGUUUAUUUAAAAUAAUUAUGGAUGUUCCAAUACUGUAUUAUAACUAACUGCCUCAGUGACAAUAAAUAUGCAAUAAGAAAAUCCUGUACCUUAGAUUAAUAUUGACUAUACUGUUAUUUUAAAAGAAAUGUUUAUGGUACAAAGUGCUGAUUCUACAUGUGUAUGCUUAAGUACUCUGUUCUGCACCACAGAAAUCGAAAUGGCAUUUGUAUGGUGAUGACCAUGUAUGUUGAGUGUAACAUCUUUUAUGAUGUAUCUUUGCUAAGAUUUAUAAAGGGCAUUGCCAAUACUUUUAACUGUCAGUAAAUUAAUUUUUUGUAUGAUGUACAGUUUGUUUAACCUUAGAGCUUCUAUAGAUUUUUACUUUUAUUAUACUUGAAUGAGGCAAAUGCACUGUGGAAAUUUGUAGCUCUGGAUGCAAUAUGCAAAUAUACCAAAAAAUAUAAUAAAACCAGGUACUGAACAACGUUCACAGAAUGUUUUAUAUCCAGAAUGCUGUUUUUUCAAGUCACACUUAAAUGAAGUAAUUGAAGAUAUGCAAUCUUUGGUCUUCAAAGGUUGUAAAAUCACAAAUGAUUACCUCUUUGAUAUGACAAACUUUUAAGUCUCUUCAUUUCUGCUCAGUCGUUCUCGGAUGAGAGCCUUGGAAAGGUCCGUCGGAGAGCUCAGCCUCUGGUUGACUGUAGAUGUUUAGGACAGAACAGAUUGAGAACUCUGGGCAUGUUCAAUGGACCGCAUGCAUCCUCACUAUCUGUUAGAUGGGCGAGCUUUCAUAGGUUAUUUUGAGAACUACUUAAUAAUAUAGCAAAACUAGAUUUUUAAAAUCUGAUGAUUUUGCUGUGCUUAAAACAGCAACUAAUAUGAACUGCAUGACUCCUACAAUUUGAUGUGCACAAAGCUGUUUUACACGAAAGCCACAUGAUGGGUUCAAAUUGAACCUUUCCAAAGCUUUUUUUUUUUUUUGCUUUAUACGAAAAGCUGUUUUAAAGGACUGAAAAUCUUGAACUUUUUACUCAGCCAAGCAACAGAUACCUGUAAAAACCUACCCAGCAUUGUGACUUUCUGUAUUUUUUUUGCAUCCCUGAUAUUACAGUAUAAAUCACCUCCAAGGUGGACUACUAUUAAGAGGUUGUUAUGUACAAAAGUAUUGCUUUGGGAAUUUUUUAAAUAUGCAAAAUAAAUAUUGGAUGAACUCAGUAUUCCAACCAAUAAAGUACCCAACAAUGCAGUUAUAAAAUAAAAUUGGUCACAAACAAA
Messenger RNA from Chinchilla lanigera (long-tailed chinchilla), 7846 nucleotides. RefSeq names its product DENN/MADD domain containing 1B (gene Dennd1b). Gene Ontology annotation, biological process: T cell receptor signaling pathway; endocytic recycling; endocytosis. Lineage: Eukaryota; Metazoa; Chordata; Mammalia; Rodentia; Chinchillidae. Gene Ontology annotation, cellular component: nuclear speck; cytosol; intracellular membrane-bounded organelle. Gene Ontology annotation, molecular function: guanyl-nucleotide exchange factor activity; phosphatidylinositol phosphate binding. The record is from RefSeq and is a predicted model, not a curated record.